AUGGCCGAGCUGGCGGCGGCAGCGGAGGGACCGCCGCGGGGCCGCACGCCCAGUCCGGGCCCCGGGGGGGCGCCGGGGCCGCCCAGCCCCCGUGCGGCCGGAGCGGCGGCGGGCUCCGGCGGGGCGCUGUCCCCGCCCGGCGCGGCCCGACCGCCCGCCGCCUCCAAGUGGGUGCGCCUGAACGUGGGCGGCACGUACUUCGUGAGCACCCGGCAGACGCUGUGCCGGGAGCCUAAGUCCUUCCUGUGCCGCCUCUGCUGCCAGGACGGGCCCGAGCUCGGCUCCGACAAGGAUGAGACAGGGGCAUAUCUCAUCGACAGAGACCCCACAUAUUUUGGUCCAAUACUGAACUACCUCCGACACGGGAAGCUCAUCAUAAACAAGGAGCUUGCAGAAGAAGGGGUACUGGAAGAAGCCGAGUUUUACAAUAUCGCAUCUCUUGUGCGGCUGGUGAAGGAGCGGAUACGGGAUAAUGAGAACAGAACCUCUCAAGGACCUGUGAAGCAUGUGUACAGAGUCCUGCAGUGCCAAGAGGAAGAGCUCACACAGAUGGUGUCCACUAUGUCCGACGGGUGGAAAUUUGAACAGCUAAUCAGCAUUGGAUCUUCCUAUAACUACGGAAAUGAAGACCAGGCAGAAUUCCUCUGUGUUGUGUCCAGGGAGCUCAACAAUUCUACCAAUGGCAUUGUCAAGGAGCCCAGCGAGAAGGCAAAGAUUCUUCAAGAGCGAGGAUCACGGAUGUAAUUCAAGUGUCCGCUCCGUUAAAACUCCCAGAUGUCAAAAGGGCAGUCCAGCUGGGCAGAGCACCUCUCCGCAGUGCAACCUUGCCCUUGUACAGUAACCAAGCUAAUGCAAAGCAAAGCAAAGCCGAGCCUGUCCUGCCAAUGGCGAAUAAUUCUGGUCAUAACCAAAGGCUUCCCUCUUACCCUGGAAACCAAGGAAGGAAAAGACUCUUCCGGUCGGGUAGUCCUUUCCACAAGUAUUUGUUUUAUUUUCUUGGCCAGCGCUGUAUUGAAUUUUUCCAACAAUGGCUGGGCCGGAUUCCCAGUCAGAGCCUUUGCGAAGGUUGCUCAGGUCCACAGGCCCUUGUAACCAGUCCCACCUUCCACAGGCUGGCAUAGGUGGGAAGAUCUGUCUUUGAGCUGUGCAAUUUCUUGCACCCAGGUCUGCCACCAGAAGAGUGCAGGGACCUUGCAGUGCUCGCCCCUCCUGAUCAGCCAGCCCCCCAAAUCAGAAGAACAGGGCUUUAAAAGGAGGAACAAAACAACCACUCAAAAAACCCACACAAACUUUCUCCAUCCUUGCUUUGUAUUUGUUCCUUGUUCAAUUCCCCAGAGCUGAGUUUAGAUACUAAGGGGAGGGGAGUCGUGUGUACGUCUAGCACACGUCUCGCUGUUAACAGUAUUACAUAUGGGCUCCUGGCAUUUUCCAAAGCCCAUUACUUUGCAUGCAUAAACAAAGAGACCUGUGUUCACCCAGAAUAGCGAUAGAGUGAUAGUUCUGGCCUUUACGCUUCUCUACUGAAGAAGAGUGGUGACAUCUUCCCCUCCAAUACCCUGUCACGGCCAUAUCUUAGCCUGGUGCAAAGUCACAAGGUUAGGGACUUGUUGCUGCCAAGUUCAGCUUUGCCUUGUUUGUUUCCAGCAGCAUGGGCUCUUGUCUCCUUCCUUCUCACCAAGGGAGGACUUCAGGCAGAAUUUAUUUUGUACUGUAGCAAGCAGGUAGGUUUGUUUUACCCCAUGAGAUCCUUUGCGGAGGAGAUCCCCUAUUUUCAUGCAGUGAUUUAUCUGCAGCCCCCUCAUGUCCCCACCUUUAAGAGAUCACCUCAAAUUACAGAGGGCCAUCACAGAGCUGGGGUGGGGGGUUUGGUGAAAAGUUGCCAAACUGUUGUAAUGUUUCUUGUCCAAAGUGAUGUGUCAACUUCUGUGACUUUUCCUUCUUUUUUUUUUUGGAAUGCCUUGGAUGGAUGUGCAAAAUGUUCGUUUGUGCCUCUCUUGAAUUCUGAUCUUAGCCAAACUGCAGUCACUGGUUCCCCUCUGUUAAUCUGUGCCAUCCCUAACCAAGGGCAUGUCCCUCCUAGUCUGGUAAAUGGAAUUUCUUAGGAAUUUGCUGCAUGUUUUUCCCCUUUCAUCCUGGCUUUGUUCUUUGUAGCCCAAGUGUCCAGGCACUGGGGUCUUUUUGAGUUGAGUCCCAAACUGACAUUAAACGCGAAGCUUCAGAAAUGCUGGAAUUCACAGACAUUGACAAGCUCAGAGCAGAUGUGCAGCAAAGACCCUGAACGACAUCGCUGUGCUCUGCCUCUUUUCACUCCUUCUGCACGUAUUCUUGCCUGUUCUCUCCCAUCCUGCUUUGCCAACAUACCUCCUCCGGUGGAGGCUUUGCCUCAUUCUCGAGAAAGACUGGUUAAUUAUCUGUGCUAGUUUAAUCCUGGUAAUGACAGACUGUGCCAAAUGUCUUUGAAUUCACGUUGUGUCAGUUACAGGCUGUUGAAACGCAGCUGGCUUGCCAUCACGCUGAAGAACCCAGCUCCUCUUCUUCCCUCCAUCUUCCCUGUUUAUAAUGUGGUGAGAUGGUAUUGGUGUGAUUAGACCGUAUGCCUUGGCUGGGCCUAAAUAACACUGUGAUGUGUAUAGAUAUCUCUCCUCUGUCAGUAUCUUGUAGCCUCAGUCAUUAUCUGUCUGUGCUCACAGCUAAGAAAUCAAGAAGCGCAUGUGUGCAAGUUAGCAGCCUAAAAAGCCCUUUAACACUCAUCUGUCUUCUUUCCCUUCCUGAGAGGAGGGAGUUUCUGGGAACUGGUCAAGAAAUAUCAAACUAAAGGCAACAGGAACUGGUCAGACUGCGUAUCACAUCGAUGCCAGCUGAGCACCUUGCUGUUCAAACCAUGGAACUCAAAGCAACGCUAGUUGCAAAGGGAGACUUUCUGUCCAGUACAGCUCAAGCAGAUAAAAAUGAUACCUCGCUGCUUUUUUGUAUCACCAAAAAUGCCAUACUUGGUGAAGCCCACCGGAGGAUUGCCUGAUGCAAGAGUGAUGCCAUCACUCUCCCCUCUGAGCCAGAGAGCCUAAAAAUUACUGUUACCAGUUGAGUGGAACAGCUACUUAACUCACAUGCAUGAGAAAGACUAUCAAAGUUGCAUCUUGGUUUUCCCCUCCACACUGCUCUCUGCAGCAAGGCCAUGCUGGGGGUUGAAGACUGUUUGGGUUCAAUUGCAGGGUCUUCAACAGAACACGUUUAUGGUAGAAAACCAAUCAUUGGUACUGGACACUCAAGUUCUUGGGCGAUAUUUAGGACCAGGCAUGCAGUCCAUCCCGAGCAGGUACAUUCCCAGUGGAGGAUUCCUCUUUUCCUGACUGUGCUAGGUCACCUUUAUGCUGAGACCAAGGCUGGUCUCGGUGUUAUGCACCACUUGCAUCCCUUCUGUGCUCAAGACAGGGCUUUUCCUUCCAUUGCCUUUCACUCAGUCACAACUAUAUCAAAACUAGCACUGAAUUAGGAUGAAACUUGUCCCAUUCGCUCUAAAAAAAAAAAGUAGCAUGUUGUGGUGAGUAGGGUAGGUGAGCAGGGGUAGAUCUACUGGAUAUCCAAGAGUGCUUGUGCCUCUUGGGAAGGGUCACUUUAAAACAUUAAUCCUGGGAAUGGAUAGUAUGACACUUUGGGUUUUUUAAACUUUCCCAGUGGCCUAAAUUGUUCCAUUAUGGCAAGACUGGAAAUAACCUUUUAAAGUGUCUUUGUUUCUGCACAUUUUUAAAAAUCGAUUUUUCUCAGGGGUGACUGAGUGGGCUGAGGCAAAGGGGGCAUGGUUCGCUGCGGGGCGAUGGGAUGGAGCAGCUCCCCAGUCCUGCAGCUGGGCCGUGGGCUCCUCCCCUCGGGUUUGCCUGCAAACCCAGAGGUUUUGUACAAUUUGUCACGUGUCAGUGCCCUUUGCUACUGUUUCUCUUUGUUUAUUAAAUGUGUUUGAAUAACAGUUGAGAUGCUGUGAUUAAUUUUUUUUCAAUAAAGAUUCUGAAAUGGGUUUGAAAAGUU
Messenger RNA from Gavia stellata (red-throated loon), 4023 nucleotides. RefSeq names its product potassium channel tetramerization domain containing 2 (gene KCTD2). Gene Ontology annotation, biological process: proteasome-mediated ubiquitin-dependent protein catabolic process; protein homooligomerization. The transcript has 6 exons. Lineage: Eukaryota; Metazoa; Chordata; Aves; Gaviiformes; Gaviidae. Gene Ontology annotation, cellular component: Cul3-RING ubiquitin ligase complex; cytoplasm. Gene Ontology annotation, molecular function: cullin family protein binding. The coding region runs from base 1 to 744 and encodes 247 amino acids. The record is from RefSeq and is a predicted model, not a curated record.